AUGAGCUCUCAGGAAAGACCGCCGCACCGUGAGGUGUGCCUCUACCGAAAGAACCCCUGGGAAAGCGACAAAGACUCUGAAUCGUCAGAAUCUCUCUCCUCGUCUGACGACUCCAGCGACGAUGAAACCACCAACCCAUUCGACCUCUUCCUCCCCGGUUCUCGACCGCAACAACCCCCUUUUCGCAUCCCCCGUCCUCACUAUGCUUCCACUCCCAGCAGCAGCACCACCAUCUCCUCGGCCUCCUCCUCGUUUCCCUUCCAGCCCAAAACAACCGAGUCCACCCCCCUCCUCCCGUCAAGCGCUCCAAGCAAAUCCCCCUACCUCUCCGGCCUCUCCCGGCCCCGCUUCUGGCUGCUGUUCGGCCAGAUAAUUCUCUCCCAACUGAUAAUCUGCUUCGAUGGCACAAUCAUGGCCUCCUCCCACCCGGUGAUAACCUCCCACUUUCGCUCUGCCAACUCUGCCUCCUGGCUCUCGACUUCCUUUCUGCUCACCCAGACCUCUUUUCAGCCGUUGGUCGGGGGUUUGUCGGAUGCGAUUGGCAGGAAAACACCCUACCUCAUCCUCGCUGCCGUCUUCUCCUUGGGGACGCUAUGGUGCGCCGUUGCUGAGUCCAUGCUCCAGUUCAUCCUGGCUCGAGCAGUCUGCGGCCUCGGAGCGGGGGGGAUGAUGACGCUGGGGAGCAUCAUCAUGUCUGAUGUCGUGCCUAUCGAGAUCCGGCCUAGAUAUCAGAGCUUGUUGAAUGUUACUUUUGGUGUCGGGUCCAUGAUGGGGGCGGGUCUGGGGGGUCUGAUGGCGGAUUGUCUGGGGUGGAGGUGGGAGUUUGGGGUUCAGGUUCCUGUUCUGAUCAUCUGUGUGGGAGUGAGCGGGUUGGUGAUCCCCGGUGAUUUAGGACUGUACGGGAAACAGAAGGUGACGAUACAGCAGGCGUUGAGAGAGUUUGACUUUUGGGGAGCCGCGACCCUGGCGGGGAGCGUGACGGGGUUGGUGUUGGGGGUUGGGCUGGGGGGAAACGUUCUUCCUUGGAGCCAUCCGGUUGUGGUAGGGUCGUUGAUGUGCUUUGCGGUGGUGUUCCCCGUGUUUUUGUGGGUGGAGGGAUGGGUUAGAAACCCGAUCAUGCCGCUUCAUCUGGUGUUCAAGGCGCCGCACAUGAACCUGAUGGUGUCGAGCCAUAUUUCGGCAUUGUUGGCGGCGGCGAUACUGUUUAACGUACCGCUGUUUUUCCAAGGCGUCCUCCUCACCUCGGCUACAGAGUCCGGCCUCCGCCUGGUAACCUGCUCCGCGGUCCAGGCCCUCUGCGGAAUGACAGCCGGCUUCUUGAUCACCUGGUCCCGCCGGAUGAAGUGGCCGCUCAUCACAGGCGCAACGCUCGUCAUAGCCGGACUGUUCUGCUUGUUCAGCAUGGAAAGGGGCUGGCCGACAUGGGUUUACAUGCUCUGUCUCGUGCCGGCGUCGGCAGGCCAAGGUUUCCAGUUCCCGGGAAGCUUCAUGGCUGUGCUCGCCGCGUCAAAGCAGCACGAGCAAGCUGUCGUGACCAGCACCCUGAUGCUGUGGAGAAGCACAGGUAACAUUCUCGGAGUCGCCUGCUCAUCGCUUGUCGUGCAAAACUCGCUGUGGUAUCACCUCCAGGAAUUCGUCAGCGGACCGGAAAAGGAGGCUGUGAUCAGCAAAGUCAGAAAGUCGGUCGAGGCUAUCAGGGACUUGGAGGGGACAUACCAGGAUCAAGUCGUACAGAGCUACGCCGCCGCCCUGCGUCUAACUUUUCUAUGUUGCUUCGCUCUGGCCGUUGCGAACCUGUGUUUAGUUGCACCAGUCAGACUGGGAAGAUUGGGGAGCAAAAAGUAA
Messenger RNA from Podospora bellae-mahoneyi, 1845 nucleotides. RefSeq lists its product as uncharacterized. The record is from RefSeq and is a predicted model, not a curated record. Gene Ontology annotation, cellular component: fungal-type vacuole membrane. Gene Ontology annotation, molecular function: basic amino acid transmembrane transporter activity. Bases 1 to 1845 code for a protein of 614 amino acids. The transcript has 3 exons. Lineage: Eukaryota; Fungi; Ascomycota; Sordariomycetes; Sordariales; Podosporaceae. Gene Ontology annotation, biological process: transmembrane transport; basic amino acid transport.